Messenger RNA from Nerophis lumbriciformis (worm pipefish), 1245 nucleotides. NCBI's taxonomy places the organism in Eukaryota, Metazoa, Chordata, Actinopteri, Syngnathiformes, Syngnathidae. The record is from RefSeq and is a predicted model, not a curated record.
CAGGGCGCUUCAGGGGACGUGAGUGUGAGGCGCGCGCUGACGGGUUUUGUGUUGAGCGCCCUGAUCGUGUCCACACUCUUGGGCAACACGCUGGUGUGCGCCGCCGUGGUCAAGUUCCGCCACCUGCGCUCCAAAGUCACCAACUCGUUUGUCAUCUCCCUGGCUGUGUCCGACCUAUUCGUGGCCGUGCUCGUCAUGCCGUGGCGCGCCGUGUCCGAGGUGGCGGGCGCGUGGCUCUUCGGUCGAUUCUGUGACACGUGGGUGGCUUUUGACAUCAUGUGCUCCACGGCGUCCAUUCUCAACCUGUGUAUCAUCAGCAUGGACCGCUACUGGGCCAUCUCCAGCCCGUUUCGCUAUGAGCGCAAAAUGACGCGCCGGUUCGCCUUCGUCAUGAUCGGCGUGGCUUGGACGCUUUCCAUCCUCAUCUCGUUCAUCCCGGUGCAGCUCAAUUGGCACCGGGACGCGCGCGUCAACUUCACGGACGGCGAGGACGACUCAGGGCCGCCCGACGACUGUAACGCCAGUCUCAACCGGACGUACGCCAUCGCGUCGUCCCUCAUCAGCUUCUAUAUCCCCGUACUCAUUAUGGUGGGCACGUACACGCGCAUCUUCCGAAUCGCGCAGACGCAAAUCCGCCGCAUCUCGUCACUGGAGCGUGCGCCAGCACCAUGCGCAGCUCCGCGCGCGUCCACGCAAGAUGAGAGCGCUCUGAAAAGUUCUUUCAAGAGGGAGACCAAAGUGCUGAAGACGCUGUCCAUCAUCAUGGGCGUAUUCGUCUUCUGCUGGUUGCCCUUCUUCGUCCUCAAUUGCGUGGUUCCUUUCUGCGAGGCCAACGCACCCGACGCCCCGCCAUGCGUCAGUGACACCACCUUCAGCAUCUUUGUGUGGUUCGGCUGGGCCAACUCGUCGCUCAAUCCGGUCAUCUAUGCCUUCAACGCCGAUUUCCGCAAAGCCUUCUCCACCAUCCUGGGAUGUAACCGCCUUUGCUCCAGCUCGGCCGUGGAGGCGGUGGACUUCAGCAAUGAGAUGGUGUCCUACCACCAUGAUACUACCAUGCACAAGGAGGCCGUCGCCCCGCCGGCUGGGCCCCAGCAGAAAUUUGACCGAGUCUCAGUGGUGUCCGACGACUCUCGGACUCGCGCCGACCCUCUGCUCCCAACAGCCCUGCAGAGCCAAUGUGAGGCUGCAGACAUCUCUUUGGAAAUGACGCCCUUCUCAGUUCCCGGUCAGGUGCCGGACUUGUAA